Molecule: messenger RNA, 839 nt
Organism: Clupea harengus (Atlantic herring)
Lineage: Eukaryota; Metazoa; Chordata; Actinopteri; Clupeiformes; Clupeidae
Gene: tmem216
Product: transmembrane protein 216
Biological process (GO): non-motile cilium assembly
Cellular component (GO): ciliary transition zone
Source: RefSeq, a predicted model, not a curated record
GUGACGUCAGGUUUCGCGAUACUACAGCCACGGUGACGCCGUCUCCAUGGUAUUUCAACAUGGCGGCCAGUGGGAAACAUCCAAUACUUUCCUCCACGCCACUGCAGGUUCUCCUGUACCUCAACAGUUGGUACUUUGCAGCGUUCUUCAUCGCAGAGUGCCUUAUGUUUGUGUAUAAAGGUGUUGUGCUUCCAUAUCCAUCACCAAAUCUCAUCCUGGACAUUGUGUUGCUUCUUCUCUUUCUCGGUCUAGAAAUUCUCCGACUCUUUUAUGGCUGGAAAGGGAACCUGUGUGAGCGCGCCCUGGCCAUGUCAGUGAGUGUGGGGGUGCUGGUGCCCUGCACAGUGCUCUGUGUGUACUAUCUCCUGCUGCAGACAUUUGUCCUACGCAUGGAGUUCAUACUCAACGCUAUUCUGUUGUGCUUCUAUGGGUUUGAACUGAUUCUCGGCCUAAUGUCUAUCUCUACUUUCUCCAGGGCAAGUGUGUACAGAUGAUGUCCCCUUUUGUCUGGAGACAAGAACAAUGUUGAAGAAAUAUCCACGAUGACUGAGAUUUGACAGAGCCUUGGAUGGCGAGGUCGCACAACCAUAGGAUGUCUAUAUUAUGUUAUGUGUUUGUCUUUAAUUAAGACACAUUGUACAUACAGAUUUUUUUAUCCUGCAAAGAAUGUUGUUGAAGAAUGUGCUUCCAUGUCUGUAUAAUAACAGGUAUAGAUAUCAUGAGUAUGACACUGGUUAUACAAAGCUCCUCACUCUAGAUUCUUAUAGGUAGGCAUACUGACUCAAUAGAAGAGAUUUUUUUUAUAUAUUGUAUUUUUUGUAAUAAAUUGAUAAACCUCA